ACCGUGCCACCAGCGGGCCGGGCCGCGGCGCCGCUCCCCGGGGAAGGGGCCAGGAGGGGCUCCCGGGGCGGCGCGCGGGGGCCGCACCCCCACCCCGCGGGCCCGCCGCCCCCUUCCUGCCCGGACGGGGCCCAGCCUCCACCGUCGCCUCGGGGGCGGCCGCGCAGGGGGCUCGCGCGCCAGCGGGGGCGGCGGAGACGGGGAGGGUGCGCCGGCCCGCCUCCCCCCCCCGCCCCGUCCGCACCCCUGCCCGGGGCCCCCACCCCGGGGUCUCCCCCCUCCCUUGUUGCUAAGGCCCAGACCGUCAUCCCAGCAACAGCCUCAGUCAUGUGACCGGCAAUGGCGGCGCUGAGGAGAGUUCUGGUCAGCUGCGUGGGCAAGUAGAGAGAUUUCUGCUUCCGUGGCCGUCCAUGGGCUUGCCAGGUCACACCACGUACAAGUAGGGAGCUGGGACAGAGAGAGCCUGCAUGCCAAUUCUAAGCUCUUCAGGAUCAAAUGUCGUUCGUCCUGUCCAGAAUGGCAGCCUGCGGAGGCACCUGCAAGAACAAAGUGACGGUCUCCAAGCCCGUGUGGGACUUCCUGAGCAAGGAGACCCCCGCGCGGCUGGCGCGGCUCCGGGAGGAGCACCGCGUGUCCAUCCUCAUCGACGGCGAGACCUCAGACAUCUACGUGCUCCAGCUGGCCCUCCAGGGGCCCCUGCCCGCCGCGCCCAACGGGCUCUACCUGGCCCGCAAGGCCCUCAAGGGGCUGCUGAAGGAGGCGGAGAAGGAGCUGAAGAAGGCGCAGCGGCAGGGCGAGCUGAUGGGCUGCCUGGCUUUGGGGGGCGGGGGCGAGCACCCUGAGCUGCACCACCGCCCGGGCCCGCCCCCUCUGCGCGCAGCGCCGCUCCUGCCCCCCGGGGCGCGGGGGCUGCCCCCGCCGCCGCCUCCCCUGCCCCCUCCCCUGCCUCCCCGCCUCCGGGAGGAGCCCGAAGAGCCCGAGCGCACCUGCCCCAUCUGCCUGGGGGAGAUCCAAAACGCCAAGACCCUGGAGAAGUGCCGGCACUCCUUCUGCGAGGGCUGCAUCACGCGGGCCCUGCAGGUGAAGAAGGCCUGCCCCAUGUGCGGCCGCUUCUACGGGCAGCUGGUGGGGAACCAGCCCCAGAACGGGCGCAUGCUGGUCUCCAAGGACGCCACCCUCCUGCUGCCCAGCUACGAGAAGUACGGCACCAUCGUCAUCCAGUACGUCUUCCCGCCCGGCGUCCAGGGGGCUGAACACCCCAACCCAGGGGUCCGGUACCCUGGCACUACCCGCGUGGCCUACCUCCCAGACUGCCCCGAGGGCAACAAGGUGCUGACCCUGUUCCGGAAGGCGUUUGAUCAGCGUCUCACCUUCACCAUCGGCACGUCCAUGACCACAGGGAGACCGAACGUCAUCACCUGGAACGACAUCCACCACAAGACCAGCUGCACAGGGGGACCCCAGCUGUUUGGGUACCCGGACCCCACCUACCUGACCCGGGUGCAGGAGGAGCUGAGAGCCAAGGGUAUCACGGAUGACUGAAGGCCGCCCCCCCUCUGUCGCGGCCCCCCUCUGUCACGGCCCCCCCGCUCUUCUCCUCUACUGGAACCCAGCGGGAACCUCUGUUCUCCCUUUCUCCCUCAGGGGAACCCCCCCAACACACACACACACACACACACACACACACACACACACACACACACACACACACACACACACACACACACACACACACACACACACACACACACACACCACCCUCCCAGGGGACCUGACUGCCGCCAGGGGGGAGGGAGUUCUGAGGUGGAGGGCACAGUCCCCGCCCCUGUCCCCCCCCCCAGGCCUAGUGCUUCGUGCCCCGAGCACCGCUCCCUCUGGCAGAGCUGACGUCCCGGGCUCCAGCCCCUCCUCCCCUGUACAGACUCCCUCCUGCCCUCGGCUGCUUCUGGUAUGUGCUAUGCUCCAGUGACUAAGCCGGCAGGACGGGCGGGGAGGGCAGGGUCCUGCACCCCUCCCUCCCGGCCGCUCUGGCUGAACUGUGGGGCAGAGGGAGAGGAGUGGGGCCGCUGGACCUCCUCCCCCCAUGGAGCCGCCCUGUGUCUCCCCCAGAAAGCCCCCUGCCCCCCCACCCCCACCCAAUGCCCUUCCCCUGGCGUUCCCCGGUCUCUGUCGGUCUGUCUUUCUCCUGCUCUCCUCUCCUCUGCCCCUCUAAGAGCCUCCUUCCCCCUGUUCUGGAAUCGCCGCCAGACUGUAGCUUUUAAUUUAAUAAAAAUAAAGUAAAAUAUGCAACUCUC
Messenger RNA from Sorex araneus (European shrew), 2294 nucleotides. It is a transcript of the gene DTX3, whose product is annotated as deltex E3 ubiquitin ligase 3. The transcript is spliced from 6 exons. NCBI's taxonomy places the organism in Eukaryota, Metazoa, Chordata, Mammalia, Eulipotyphla, Soricidae. The record is from RefSeq and is a predicted model, not a curated record. The coding region runs from base 496 to 1542 and encodes 348 amino acids. Gene Ontology annotation, biological process: Notch signaling pathway; protein ubiquitination.